AUGCGAUGCGCGAGCAAGGCCGCCGAGAGCGCGUCCGCACGUCUCUGUGCGGACGCCGAAGCAGAAACUACAGCAACUGAUGUGUCAUCGGUUGCUGAAUCGACUCAGCCUGUAUCACCUGGUGAUGCAGGCGCUGGUCAUGAAGACACUCGUGUCUUCACAGAGUACGAGCUCGGUGUCUCGUACUCUCCUGAUACGGAAGACGGAUCCGUAUCGACGGCGAUCGAAUCCAAGCCGCCUGCCAAGCGUGGCAUGGACGAUGCUUUGCGUCGUAGCAUCUUCGGUUCAUCUGAUGAAUCAGAUGAACCAUCGCCGAAGCGAAGGCGCUCGAGGUCGCGAGACUCGGGCGCUAAUAGUGGUGUCGGUUCUCCUAUGGACACCACUUCGCAACGAGGUGCCAGUACUUCUGUCGGCACAUCGCAGGAAGAGCGGGACCGCAAUGUCUUGCGUCUCGCUCCUGAGAAGAAGGCAUGGAUGCCUCCCAAAUCAGUCAUGGAUCACUUGUCGGCGACGACGAGUGAUCGUUAUCGAACACGAUUGUUCGAUUCGUCAAGGAUCCAUCACCUUGACCCCAGCGCGAAAAACUAUCGCGCUGAGAAUGAAUUCUUCAUCGAUGCUUUCUACAGACAUCGAUAA
Peronospora matthiolae is the source of this 636-nucleotide messenger RNA. The record is from the annotation of a GenBank genome assembly. NCBI's taxonomy places the organism in Eukaryota, Oomycota, Peronosporomycetes, Peronosporales, Peronosporaceae.